CGUCCACCAUCGCGCGCGUCCGAUGUGUGAGCGUGUUUGUGCGCACUGCGCAGGAGUCCCGGUGCGCGUACUGCCUGUGCCUGCUGGUCGCGCUGCUGUUGACGGACGCGCUGUCUCCACAAGUGGCCGCCAUGCUACCCUUCAUCCUCUUCUUGGACCUGCCCGUGGAAGAGCAUCCGCUAUACUUCAAUAUACCUGCGGAGCUCCUGCACCAGGUCGCCGUGGUGCUGUUGGUGGCGAGCGUGGACGCCACGUCGCUGCUGUGCCGCGUGGCUCUGUACGCGAUGGCGCUGUUCGGCACGCGGGUGCGUACGCUGCUGUGCGGCUGCGUGGCCGGCGCCGCACUGUGCACGCUGCUCAUGAGCGCCACGGCCGCCGUGCUGCUCAUGGCCGCCGUCGCCGACAACAUGGUGCAGCUGCUGCAGAACGAGCUCGUGCAGGCUCCAGCGAGGCCACCAUACGCCUGAUUCACAAGUGGUCGUCAUCGCAGCACGGCCGUGGCGUGGAUCGCGAGUCGCUACCCAAGCUGGCCAACGCGAAGUACGUGAACUCGUGGGUGCUGGACUUUCUCAUCGAUACCAAUGUCACUGACGACCAGUUGAUGAACCAUGAGGUGUCCCGAGCCAGCGCCCCGUGCUCCACGGAGACCGGGGAGGAGUCAGCACGGCGCCACUCACCGCCCAAGCAACCUGUCGCGCCGAGCAAGUCGUCCUUCUUGUCGCUUCCCCGCGUCAGCCGGCGCCUGAAGAAGACGUCGAUCCUCGAGGACGGCCAAGUGGUUAUGCCGGGACAAUCGUCGCCGGAACGCAAGGGCAUCAAGAGCAUCGACCUCGUUACCAGACGAUACACUACCAGCUACUAAUGGGUGUCGUGGUAGCUUCGUCUUUGUCCAGCAUGCUGUCCCGCGCGCACAACAGCGUUCACAGGAACGUCAUCGGGUACGUUGAGAGAAAAUGUUCACCUCCUGCAUUUCAGUCUUCUAUACCUGACACAAAAAAUAAGCUAUCAGCAAGAAAUUUGAUACGAGGCCUUGCAAAGGACAUCUACUAUGAGUUGUAAAACUAAUAUUUGGCUCAGAAAAAUGCAUCGUGGUUAGGCCGAGAGGAAGCCAGUCACCCCUAUACGGGCCCAGAAAUCCAUACAGUUGUAUAGCGCGUUCGCAAACGCAGAGUAACCGAGAAAUAAACCAUGGCUAUACUCCUUACCAUGAUUGUGGCGAAAAAACAAACAAACAAAAACGCCGCGAAAGAAAUAAACAGCAGCAGAAGAACACCGAGGACACGUGACCGCUUGGUUCAUCUGUGGAUUCGCUCACUUCUAUAGCAGGUUCCGCCAGCCUAUGAUGACAACCGCCAUUUGGUGCAUCGUGCUGUUACCCGCCGAGCUGCUGGGCAUCGGCGCAUUUUGGCUGCGCAUCAAGUUCGCCUUCCUGAGAAACUUUGACGCUCCCGACAAUCCAGAGGCCCAAAUCGCCAUUCAGCUGCUGAUCCAAAAGAUCCACAAGGACAUUGGCCUAUUCAGGUA
Messenger RNA from Dermacentor andersoni, 1524 nucleotides. RefSeq lists its product as uncharacterized. The record is from RefSeq and is a predicted model, not a curated record. NCBI's taxonomy places the organism in Eukaryota, Metazoa, Arthropoda, Arachnida, Ixodida, Ixodidae.